AUGAUCGUGCUUUUCGCGAUUGGCAAGGUUCAAGGCAAGUCCGGCCCGACUGGGACACUAACGGACGCGAGCUUGGGCCUGUACAUCGAUGGAUCGCAAACGAUAGAUGCGGGAUCCGCUGUUAGCGAAGAGCCAGUCCUAGGAGAUUCUUCCACCGAGGAUACUAGCUCACCGCAUGAUCAUUUAUUAUUCGCCGAUACUCCUAUCAUGGAUGCUGUUACCAUCGUAUGGUACGUGGCCACAUUCAUUGCACUGAUAUCCUUUUUCCUGGUGAUGGCCUGUGCCGAUCGCAACCGCUGCCGAUCUCGGAAACCCGCCAACGAGCCAACUCCGCCACCAACGCCGGCCCCUUCCUACCGGCAGUUUGCUCCACCCAGCUACGACAGUCUCGAUUUGGAGAAGGAUACGGAUAGUAUUUUUAUUAUUCCCUACGACAAUCACAGCGUGAGUGAUCAGCAACACACUCUAGCCAGUAACCUGGAAUACGUGAUGGAACAACAGCCCUCCAGCAAUCGCGAGCCAUCCAAUGAUAUUACCAGCACCAGCCACACCUCCGCCCCCGCUGAAGUGUCCUCCGUCGUUGAAGUAGCUAGUGUUCCGGUGCACCCAACGUUACGAUAA
This is a messenger RNA of Anopheles cruzii, 621 nucleotides long. RefSeq lists its product as uncharacterized. The record is from RefSeq and is a predicted model, not a curated record. Lineage: Eukaryota; Metazoa; Arthropoda; Insecta; Diptera; Culicidae. The transcript has 3 exons. The coding region runs from base 1 to 621 and encodes 206 amino acids.